This is a messenger RNA of Leucoraja erinaceus (little skate), 4041 nucleotides long. It is a transcript of the gene smim14, whose product is annotated as small integral membrane protein 14. The record is from RefSeq and is a predicted model, not a curated record. The coding region runs from base 196 to 507 and encodes 103 amino acids. NCBI's taxonomy places the organism in Eukaryota, Metazoa, Chordata, Chondrichthyes, Rajiformes, Rajidae. Gene Ontology annotation, cellular component: endoplasmic reticulum. The transcript is spliced from 5 exons.
UGCACAGGGCCAGGUGGCAGAGAUCCGGGUCCCGUCGCCCCGCCUCCUCGUGACGCGGCUGUUGGUGCUCAUUGUGUCAAAACAGUGAGGGAGCGCGGCCCGGAACGGCCGAGACACACGGACCGGGACCGGGACAGGGACAGGGACAGGGACAGGGACGGCCCGGAGACUGGCUGGAGGAAGCUUUAUCCAGUGAUGGCGGAAGGAGGUUUUGACCCUUGUGAAUGCAUAUGCUCACAUGAGCGUGCAAUGAGAAGGCUGAUAAAUUUGCUACGGCAAUCACAAUCAUACUGCACAGACAAUGAGUGUCUGCAGGAAUUGCCUGGACCAAACACUGUCAAUGAUAAUGGAAUGACAAUUUCUAUGAUUAUGAUGGCUUGGAUGGUCAUUGCACUUGUGUUGUUCCUGAUGAGACCUGCUAGCCUGAGAGGAUAUCGAACGGGUGGAAAAUCACAAGGGCCGCACAAUAAUCCAAGGCCAGAACCUCCUUCUCCUCCUGUGGAUUAGCUUUAUGGAUAUGAAUUUCUUACAAUUACCAGCUAAGAAACCAGCUGACCAAACCAAUAACUGUGGCCUGAAUAAUUGCCAAAACUGUUAGUUUACUGAUGUAUAUUUUACUGAUAUUUUCAUAAAAAAUCACUAUUCCCAAUAUAGUACCUAUAAUAGUUGAAGAGUUAAUUGCAGUACUUAAAAAAAACAAAACUCUUCUAUUUUAGACAAAUGAAAACAUUCCUUUUAAAAGAAUUUGGGGAAAGAUGAGUAUCCCUAUGGUAGGCCUCUGCUAGUGAUGUUAUGAACAGAUGUUGUCCAUGAGAAGUGUGGGAGAGUGGGAUAUCUUCAAUAUUACAUCUGUCACUGUACUUUAUAUUGGGGUACAACGCUAGCAGGAUAUCCUUAUCAUUGUUAAUUUGCCCUAAUAAGAUUAUAAUAACUUUUCAUGCCAGUUUUGGGGUGAUAAUUAGACAGAGAUGGCUUGAGCAUUGUUACAGUGACUCCUCCUUUCAGAUUUUUGAUGCCAUUAGAUUUUAUCUGUAACUUGCUUGAAAUAGUUGUUUUAAAAUCCCAUUCCUGUAAAAUGCAGACCUUUGGAAAUUCUUACUUUCUGCACAGUGCAGUAUAUUCCACACACUUUUUGGCUUAUCAGUAUAUUUCAUUUAAAUGUUCUGGUAUUCAGGAUACUGUAUGAUGUAUACCAGUGCCAACCUAUACUGCGUAUAUGUAUUAUUUAAAUGUACAGUAGCAUCCAUCAAUUUCAAGGAUGCACUACUGACUUCUCUACAUUUCCAGUGCCAAUGCUGUUCUGAAUUUGUAUGCCAAUUUGUAAUGUUCAAUUGGAAGGCAAUCUAUUUUGUCUUAAUCUGAGUUCCAAGGGAAGACAUCUCUAUCAUAAUGUUUCUCCCCUAACAUUCGAUAAGGACCUGAGCGUUUAUUGCACACUAGAUUCAAAGUCAUUGUGUAGCAGUACCUGCUACAUUGGACAAAAUGUUUGCUGCGUCUCUGAUCUGAUUGCAUUUUAUGACACAAAUAUCUUUGCACUUAAGAAAACAAUGCUUGAAUUAGGCUUUAAAAUGCAUACAUUCAAUUGAAAUGUCUUUCUUCAUUUAUAUAAUUGUGGACAUCCGUGAACGAUGCAUUUGAUUUUUAUGUGAGUUUAUCUUCGGGUUGAAAGGCUAGUAUGUUAUGUAUGUGGAGCAGCAACACUCUUAACUCAUGUUCACAAUUCCUUAUUCAGUUCGGUUUCUUUUGAGUGUUGUUGCCGUGGGAUGCAUGAUAUGGAUGGGGAUGGUUUAGGAAAUCUGGAUAAUAAUCUAAACUCCUACAUUCCUAAAACGUAUUAUAGUAUUGCAUAAGUGAAGGCUAGGAGCAGUAGGAUCUGAAAUGGGGUGUAAAAUAACAAACUUGAACUUCAACUUACGGACUAGAUCAACCUGCUUUGCAAGCACAGAAGACCCUGCAAGUUCACAUUGUCUUCAGAAUAAUUCUGAUUUCAUUUUUCAUAUUUUCUUUAAUUAUAUUGCUCUAUUUUUUGUUUGAAUGGAUCACUGUCUCUGGUAAAUUGUGUAUUGAAAACUUUUGAGAUAAUCUUUGUCUCGUAGUCAACAAAGCUCUGUCCACUUAUUUUGGCCAAGCACUUUAGCACUUGGGGCAGAGAUGCUACAUUUGGCAAUGUUGCUAUUUGGGGUUACUGAUGAAGUUUCAUGUGUAAAUAUUGGGAAAGCUUUGCUUUAAUAAUCUUUGAGGAUGAAUAGCCACAAAACAUAAUACUAACAGAUGGAUAAUGAUUGUUACAAGCUAUGAAGGACAAACUGUCACCAGUGGAAAUGUGCCCCCCAUAGAAUGGCUUAGAGCCUGAUCAGAGGAGUUAUAUACAGUAGAAUAUUGAAUAUUAAUUAAAGUAUCUCCUAAUUUUAAGACCCUGUGAGUAUUUUUAAAAAGUAUAUUUUUCAGUUUUGUAUUUUAUAAGCCAUAUUAAUGAUAUGGCAAAUAAGGAACUGUGACGAAAUAAAGUGCAAACCUUGUCAAAUAAGGUUUUGGUAUUCACAACUGAUGUUGGGAUGACCUUCACCCAUGCUGGGUUUGUAGCUAUUUGUUAUUUGUCAUAACCACUGGUUACCUUCUACCGUUGAAAUUCUCUGAUAGUGGAAUGUUUUUAAGGACCUUACAUUCUCGCAUAUCGUAAUACAAGAAGUUCAGUCCAUUACGUUACACACAUGUCACUUGCUGUUUUCCUAAUAUUUAGUUACGGAGUUGCUAAAUCAGGAGAUUCUGAAAAUAAUUCAUAACUUGCUUAUGGAAGAGUGGUUAGACUUCAACACCUGGGAGUGGUGAGGUGAGGAGAGUUCCCCUUUUACCAAGAUAAAUGUUGCUGACAUUCCCAUUGAACCAAAUCUAGGGGGAAAGAAAAGUAAUAUCUAUUUUUAAAUGUUUUUGAUCUAUAAUAAUAGUGCAUUUGAAUAAUUUGAACACGUAAUAUCUGACUUAAAUUGCUGUAUAUUACUGUCCAGUUUGAUUCGCCACUUUUGACUUUGGUUUUAUUCUUACUCCUGUUGAAGUCAGAUGGAAAUGGCUGCCAACAAUUUAAAGAAAAACAUUGCAAUAUACCAAUUUUCAUUAUGCCCAUUUAUUAAUCAUUUAAAAUGUGUUAUUGAUACCACUAAGCCAUCUAAUUUCCAUUGAAUGGUAAUGCUACUUAAAGGGUUUAUUGAUAUUUUGAGCACUUUAAAAAAAAUUAUCCCAGGGUUAUUUUAUUGCAGCAUCACUUCUGAAUCGCAGUUUGAUAAUGCAUGUUAUCAAACAAAUGAUGUAUGGUGCGCAUACUAUAUAUUCAUAUAAUUCUGGGUCAAAUGUUUGUUUCAUUUUAUUCAAGGUAAAAUUUGUUUUGUUUAAUAUGAAGGUUGAUAUCAUCUUUGCACCUCUUAGGAUAUUUUGUUUGGAUUUAGAUAUUGCAAUUUUUUAAUUUAAAGGAAGACAUUAUUAAUUAUAGUAUUCAUGCUGAUUUAUGUUGUACUCCAUAAUUAAGGUCUAUGAUUGACCUAAUUUCUGUCUCCAUCUUGCUAAUCAAUACUAGGUUGGAACCAUUUGGGAACAAGUGAGAGUUGUCCCACCAAAAGCAAAAUAAAAUUACAUUUGGGUUUGUAGACUCGUGUGAAACCAAAUUAAGUGCAAUCAUACAAAUGAAACGGCAGAGAACAUGACUGCCAACUUUCUCGGCUAUAAAAGAUGUAGUGGUCCAAGAGGGAACUGUGGGUAAUAUUGCUUUUGGGGAAACUUGCAAUAUUAUUUAUAUUGCUGUCGCAAGUUAUGGGAUGCAUUGCUUGCUUUUUCAAAAUGGUGUAAAUUAAAUUUAUAAAUAUGCCAACAAAGUUGUAACCAUGUUAAACGUGUGUAAAAUAAUUGUUGACUCUUGAUUCUGCUUGUACUAUAAUUAGUGCCAUUUCAUGGCCUUUAAAAACUUUAAGGAAUUGUCAUUGGGAUGAUGGCUUCUACUUUGCACACUUUGUUCCAUAUUAAAAGUUUAUAUGGUUAUAAACAUGGAAUAAA